AAAAAUUAAAAGUAUUAAAACUCUAUAUAUAUUAUAAGCUCUAUAUUAUAUAUAUCUUUGAUUUUAAUCAUGACGUUACGUAUUAGUGAGUUAUUUGUCGCGGCUAUAAUAUAUAUCAUAGUACAUAUUAUUAUUUCAAAAUUAAUAACCACCGUCCGGGAGCGGGGGCGGCGGCUACCGCUACCGCCGGGUCCGACGGGGUGGCCGGUGAUCGGAGCACUACCACUUUUAGGUUCAAUGCCACAUGUUGCACUUGCAAAAAUGGCCAAAAAAUAUGGACCUAUUAUGUAUUUAAAAGUUGGUACAUGUGGGAUGGUUGUUGCUUCUACCCCUAAUGCUGCUAAAGCUUUCUUGAAAACACUUGAUAUUAAUUUCUCUAAUCGUCCACCUAAUGCAGGUGCCACACAUUUGGCCUAUAAUGCCCAAGACAUGGUUUUUGCACCCUAUGGACCACGUUGGAAGUUGCUAAGAAAAUUGAGCAACUUACACAUGCUAGGUGGAAAAGCUUUAGAAAAUUGGGCCAAUGUUCGUGCCAAUGAGCUAGGUCACAUGCUAAAAUCGAUGUUCGAUGCAAGCCAGGAGGGCGAAUGUGUGGUGAUUGCUGAUAUGUUAACGUUUGCGAUGGCAAAUAUGAUUGGUCAAGUAAUGUUGAGUAAAAGAGUGUUUGUUGAAAAAGGGGUUGAGGUUAAUGAAUUUAAGAAUAUGGUUGUGGAAUUAAUGACGGUUGCAGGAUAUUUUAAUAUUGGUGAUUUUAUACCUAAGUUAGCUUGGAUGGAUAUACAAGGAAUUGAAAAAGGGAUGAAAAAUUUGCAUAAAAAAUUUGAUGAUUUAUUGACAAAAAUGUUUGAUGAACAUGAAGCAACUAGCAAUGAAAGAAAAGAAAAUCCUGAUUUUCUUGAUGUUGUUAUGGCAAAUAGGGAUAAUUCAGAAGGAGAAAGGUUAAGUACAACAAAUAUCAAAGCACUUCUGCUGAAUUUAUUCACUGCUGGUACAGACACUUCAUCUAGUGUAAUAGAAUGGGCCCUUGCAGAAAUGAUGAAAAAUCCUACCAUUUUCAAAAAAGCACAACAAGAAAUGGACCAAGUAAUUGGCAAAAAUAGACGUUUAAUUGAGUCUGAUAUUCCAAAUCUUCCUUAUUUACGUGCAAUCUGCAAAGAAACAUUUCGGAAACAUCCCUCAACGCCACUAAAUCUCCCUAGAGUAUCGAGCGAGCCAUGCACGGUCGAUGGUUACUACAUACCAGAAAAUACUAGGCUCAGUGUCAACAUAUGGGCAAUUGGACGAGAUCCUGACGUGUGGGAGAAUCCGCUUGAGUUCACUCCCGAGAGGUUCCUUAGCGGGAAAAACGCAAAGAUUGAACCUCGUGGGAAUGAUUUCGAGUUAAUUCCAUUUGGUGCAGGACGAAGGAUUUGUGCGGGGACAAGGAUGGGAAUAGUGAUGGUGGAAUAUAUAUUGGGAACUUUGGUUCAUUCAUUUGAUUGGAAAUUACCAAAUAAUGUUAUUGAUAUUAAUAUGGAGGAAUCUUUUGGAUUAGCUUUGCAAAAAGCUGUCCCUCUUGAAGCUAUGGUUACUCCACGGCUAUCUUUGGACGUUUAUCGUUGCUGAUCGAGCGAGUCUUCCUAACAAUUUAUACUACAACGUACCUGCUAAACUUUUGUGUUGGCUACGUAUAAAAAAAAUGAAAGUGCGAUAUCUUGAAGGGAUUUAUUUUGUAAUUUGCUUGGCUUUCUUCUAAUAAACUUUUGUGCU
Molecule: messenger RNA, 1749 nt
Organism: Solanum pennellii
Lineage: Eukaryota; Viridiplantae; Streptophyta; Magnoliopsida; Solanales; Solanaceae
Gene: F3'5'H
Product: flavonoid 3',5'-hydroxylase
Exons: 3
Coding region: 70-1605 (511 amino acids)
Molecular function (GO): heme binding; iron ion binding; monooxygenase activity
Source: RefSeq, a predicted model, not a curated record